GAAACUUAUAUUUCUGUUUGAUUAGGUGUCUACAGUCCAUCAGUGGGACAGGGGAUUGUAUGUAUAUUGCUUGAUUGUUCUACCCCUGUUCCCACUCUCCCUACCCCCCUGUAUUCUGUGAACACCGACACCUCUCAAGUACCGCAUCAGUUCCGACUGAUGUCGAUAGAACAGGACAACGGGGCACUGCCACGGCGUAGUGCCAGAAUCGCAGUUCGUGCCCGCCCUGCGGUACCUCCAAGACCCAAGAGAUUCAGCAGACGGACGACUCCAGCGGCAUCAAGUACGACAUUGACAGUACAAGACACCACCGGAGAUCUUCCCGCAUGCCCGGUCCAAGAGGCCAACGAGCCUUUGGCUGACUAUCGUGGGCGGCUACAAGCAUUUACAAACGCCGUAGCCGCCGCCGAGGCUCAGCAGGCUGCGGCAGAGGCAGAACGUCAGCGGCUGGCCAAUGAGGCGGCAGCCGAAGCUCAGCGGACAGCUGAGACUGACGAAGCGGCACGAAACAGACGGAAUGCCGCCAACACGGAGUCCCUGAUUGCUAGUGAGCAUAAGUGGACAACGGUACUCCAAGGCAUGAUCUUUGUGCCUACGGAAACGCAGGCGGAGCCGACACAGGCGGAGGCAGAGAGAAGUAACCUGGCUACCGUGAUGUUGAACGUAAUGAGGGGAGUAAUGUGGAACAACAAACUACUGCAGGCACACCUACACGCGGAACGACAGCAAAAACAGCAGUACCAACAAGACCUGGCCGCUGUAACGGUCGGCGUCCGCGAUGCAGCAAUGCAGCAGCAGCAACAGCAACAGCUGAUGAACUCUACCAUCUUACGCAUCAACGACAUUGAGGCCAAGGCCUCAGCAGCGCCAAGCUGCACGACGGACGCGACGAAGCAAAUCAAGGAACGCAUCGAUCACCACAAGUGCACCAUCGCCGAACUCCACACGCACAUCACGUGGAAGGAGUUUGAGCAGCUAUGGUUCACCCGGUUCAUGGUCCGCAACGUCGUGAAGGCGGCCAUGAAUGAAAUGUACAUAUGCUCUCAGGGGAACAUGCCAACUCGAGACUGGACAACGAAGUGGCAAAAGAUAGGGACCACACCAGGCUUCGACUUGACGUUUCCAAAUCAACGAUCCGAGUUCUUCUCGCGAUCAUGCGCGGGAUUGCGGUCGGCACUCGGUAAUGAGUACGACUAUACCACAUUCCAGGGCAUUCCGGAUCGAGCGAACUUGGUCAUCCAAACGGACGACAAGGCCGCUAACGAGAGACAAUCCCAGCCGCAUUAUGUGGCUAAGCAGGCCUAUCAACGUCCGGCACAUAACAAUGCCGUGAUUUCUGAGGAAACCGACGACCACCACGCUGCAGCAGCAUCCUCGGUUCAUGGCCGACCUGUAACGCAGGCUCCCUCUGCUGCUCCUCAUCGUUGUGCUGCUUCUGGUGGUCCCUCUGCUGCUCCUCUGCGCUGUGCUGCUUCUCGUUGAAGUAGUUAUCCAUGGCAUCAUCGCAUUGUCGAAGGUCUUCCCAUGUCCCCCCCAUCCUGCGUUUGAUCCACUACCUCGGUGUCGCUCAUGGAAUG
Molecule: messenger RNA, 1577 nt
Organism: Chara braunii
Lineage: Eukaryota; Viridiplantae; Streptophyta; Charophyceae; Charales; Characeae
Source: the annotation of a GenBank genome assembly